Onychostruthus taczanowskii (white-rumped snowfinch) is the source of this 1623-nucleotide messenger RNA. RefSeq names its product BH3 interacting domain death agonist (gene BID). Gene Ontology annotation, biological process: apoptotic mitochondrial changes; positive regulation of intrinsic apoptotic signaling pathway; positive regulation of release of cytochrome c from mitochondria. Lineage: Eukaryota; Metazoa; Chordata; Aves; Passeriformes; Passeridae. The coding region runs from base 210 to 764 and encodes 184 amino acids. Gene Ontology annotation, cellular component: cytoplasm; cytosol; mitochondrion. The record is from RefSeq and is a predicted model, not a curated record. The transcript is spliced from 7 exons.
GUUCCUUUCUGCCCGCCGAGUCCGGCCUUGCGUUUCAGCGCAAAGUCAAGCCCUGAAGAAGAGUCACCCUGACCUGUUUCAGAGCCCCUUCAGGUCCCAAAAAACAGGACAGAGGACUCUCCCCAGCCAGAACAUUCCUUAGGGUACAGGACGAGGAUUUCUGGUGUGAAGCAGAGGGUGACGUGAGCUGCUCUGUCCCUGAAUCCAUUAUGGAACAGAUUAAUGGACCUCUUCAGAUGGAGCACGCAUUGCUGUUUGCCUUCCUGGACGUAUCCUCUGACUGUAAGUUCAAAGACCAGCUGCAUUCCCUGCAAAGCCAGCAGAUCAUGUUGUACCAAGGAAACGAUGACGACGAGCUUCAGACCGAUGGCAAUCGGAGCGGCCACUUCCGGAAUGGUGAGCUAGGGUUGGCUCCAACAAAUGAAGAGGUUAUCCGGAUCAUUGCUGCUCAGCUCGCUGAGAUUGGAGACCAGUUUGAUAAAGAAAUCCAAGAAAGAGUGGUAAAUGGCCUAGUGCAGCACUUUAUGAAUGAGAAUCUGUCUGAGGAGGACAUAACCCGGCACAUGUCCAGGGUAGUGAGAGAGCUUAUCCGAGCCAUCCCCGCAGACAUGGAACAGGAGAAGGCCAUGUUGGUGCUAGCAAUGGUCUUGACUAAGAAAAUUGUGAAUACAGUGCCCUCCCUUCUACGCCGUGUCUUCAACACCACUCGGAACUACAUGAACCAGCAGUUCCACAACUACAUUGUUGAAAUGCUGGGUGAGUGAGCUCUCCACGCCUGUGUAGAGCAUGGGAAUUGCUGAAGACUUUCCUUGCUGGAUGAAGAUGACUUGAUUUAUUCUUAACUUCUGAAAUACAGCUGUGAAAGAGAUGGCAGAGCUUCAUAGAUCGGCUUUUGUAGACUAGCACAGCAGCAAUUGUAGUGUGAGCUGCCUGCCAGCUCUGCCAGUACCUGUAGGGAGUAGUGUUUGCCUCUCUCUUUUCACACUAUUUUUUAAUUUAGCAGCAGCAGCUUUUGUGCAGAGCCUGCCUUGUGCCUCCACAGGCCCAGUGGGCCCGGGGCCUGUCCUCUGUGUUUUUUCUAAGCAGCUGUAGCAUUUUGCUUUACUUAUUCACUUCCCAGCCCUGCUCCUGAAGCUGAGCCAUGCUGAGUGUUGUUUUCAGGAAGGCCUCAGGCUAUGGAAUGAUGGUUCAUCAGUGGGGGUUCAUCAUUGGUGGUUCAUCAGUGGGGGUGGGUGGGAAUCAGGUUUAUCUUGAUGAGAAGCUGGCAGCAAGAGGCAACAGAGCCCUGAGGGAUAGAGGGGAGUGUGCCCAAAGAAGGGUGACACGAGGAUACUUCAGUAUCAACCACCAUACACCUCUGUUUGCCUGAAAAAUAAAACUGACAGAAAAAAAAUGUAAAGAAAAGGGCAAGGUAGGCACAAGGAAAGUUUUUUGAGAAUGCAACCUGAAUAUGCUUAAGAAAAAGUAGUUACAUCUCAGGCUGAACAAACUUGGACUCAGGUUGUUUGAUACACAAUCAGACAAGGUGGCAAAUGUGUCACCUGUCUUCCAGCUGCCUCAGGACUUUUCCAAGAAUGUAAAUAUUUUGUAGGAUUUUUUAACUUAAAUAAAAAUUUCAUUCAG